Rotaria sp. Silwood2 is the source of this 759-nucleotide messenger RNA. NCBI's taxonomy places the organism in Eukaryota, Metazoa, Rotifera, Eurotatoria, Philodinida, Philodinidae. The record is from the annotation of a GenBank genome assembly.
AUGCUUGUUAUCGAUGUUCAAAAUUGUUUUAUUACUGGGAAUCUUGCUAUGUCCAAUAAUUCUGCUCGUCAGGAUGGUACCGAAGUUGUUCCUAUUAUCAAUAAUUUAAUUAAAACGGUUCCAUUUCAUGUUAUUGUGUAUUCAUAUGAUUGGCAUCCACGAAACCAUAUUUCUUUUUUCGAAAAUCUUGAAUUACGUAGACAGUAUUUAAAAGGUGAUCAAAAUCGAACGAUACAUCUACUCGACGAAGUCUUUUACACCGGUCCAAAAGUCGAAACAAAACAAGUCUUAUGGCCCUCACAUUGCAUACAAGAAACAGAAGAUGCAGCUCUACAUAAAAAUCUUUAUGUUGCACCGACAAAUAACAACGUUAUUCACAUUAGAAAAGGUAUCGAUCCUGAUAUCGACAGUUAUUCAGCGUUUGCGGACAAUAAUCAAGCUCAGAAAACUGAACUCGACAAGAAACUUCGAGAACGGAAUGUUACACGAGUUUUUGUUGCCGGAUUGGCUACAGAUUAUUGUGUAUCUGCAACUGCUCUUGAUGCAUUCAAUUUGAAUUAUACAACGUACCUUAUCGAAGAUGCUAGUAGAGGCGUCGCUCUGGAAACAAUCAAAGAACGAUUGGACUAUUUGAAACAACGUGGAGUCAGAAUUAUUCAAGUAAAUCAGGUCAAACAAUUGGUUGACAGUGCGAAUGACAAAUCUUUAAGUUUUCUAUUGACAGUUUUUAUUAAUGUAUUGAUUUUAAUUUUAAAAUAA